Molecule: messenger RNA, 528 nt
Organism: Paramacrobiotus metropolitanus
Lineage: Eukaryota; Metazoa; Tardigrada; Eutardigrada; Parachela; Macrobiotidae
Product: cytochrome P450 3A5-like
Exons: 3
Coding region: 1-528 (175 amino acids)
Molecular function (GO): iron ion binding; monooxygenase activity; heme binding
Source: RefSeq, a predicted model, not a curated record
AUGGCUGGUUACGAAACCACAGCGUCCACGUUGGCAUUCUUAACACACUCUUUGGCAGUGCAUCCCGGAAUUCAGGAACGGCUUCGUCAAGAGAUCUUGGAAGUAGUUGGGGAUAGUGACACGGUCACUUAUGACCACUUAAGCCAGAUGGAGUAUUUGGACUGCUGCGUUAAUGAGACACUGCGUAUGUAUCCACCGGCAGUGCGCACGGAGCGACAGUGCAAUACAACCUGGACUUACAACGGAGUGACCGUUGAAAAAGGAGACAUUGUGGCCAUUCCGAUUUAUGCCAUACACCACGAUCCCGCAUAUUGGCCGGAUCCCGAGCAGUUUAAUCCCGAUAGUGGCAUCAUCGAGCAUUUUGAUUAUUUAGGCUUUGCUUAUUUUGAUAUUAAAGUGAUGAUGGCAUCUACCCUGCCCAAAUUCCGAUUUGAACGAUCUUCCCGCACAGAGGAACCACUAACUUUCGAAACCAUCGGUCUGCUGCGUGCAAAAAACGGAUUAUGGGUCAACGUGGAGAAGCUUUAG